Messenger RNA from Octodon degus (degu), 3448 nucleotides. RefSeq names its product mbt domain containing 1 (gene Mbtd1). Gene Ontology annotation, biological process: regulation of DNA-templated transcription. Bases 579 to 2663 code for a protein of 694 amino acids. Gene Ontology annotation, molecular function: zinc ion binding. The record is from RefSeq and is a predicted model, not a curated record. Gene Ontology annotation, cellular component: nucleus. Lineage: Eukaryota; Metazoa; Chordata; Mammalia; Rodentia; Octodontidae. The transcript has 18 exons.
GUUGGGUUUGAGAAGAAACGCAGGCGCUCACGUGGAGCCUCACUGCGCUUGCGCCCGGAAGCCUUGCUCGCCGCCGCCACUGAAGCCGCCAGAGGCCGGAAGGAGUCUGCGCAGCUUCUGGCCACGUGACCAAUACUCACGCUCUACGUCACUCCCACUCCCCCCGCCGACCCCUCCCCGUGUGGGAGUUCCUCAGGGAAAGCCGAUCUUCCGGGUGUAGGGGGCAGCGGCGUGACUGGAGUGGAAAAUUUUACCAACAUAAGUUCGCAGCCGCAACUCAUCGAGGGGGACCGCCGGAAAGCCAAACUACAGACGGUGGUGACUGAAGGGAGACGUCUUCUCCUCCUUGUGACUUUUUACCUACUCGGCUUACCCCGAGCCCCAGCUCCCUUCUCCUCCCUUCGUCUUGGUACGGUCCGUAGCGUACGGAGCCUGCAGAGGGUCCCACGCUGGAGGAGAGAGAGGAGGAGUCGGAAGAGACAUUAGAGGUCACCCAGCCAAAGCAGCCGCCCCUCUGCAGCCUCUGGCAAGUGACAGAGCAUUCUUCACAACCCGAAAGGAGAAGCGACACGUUCGGGAUGUUCGACGGCUAUGACAGCUGCAGUGAGGACACGAGUAGCAGCUCCAGCUCUGAAGAGAGUGAAGAGGAAGUUGCUCCUUUACCCUCCAACCUUCCGAUUAUCAAAAACAAUGGGCAGGUGUACACGUACCCCGACGGGAAGUCUGGCAUGGCCACCUGCGAGAUGUGUGGGAUGGUUGGUGUGCGAGAUGCCUUUUACUCUAAAACAAAGCGUUUCUGCAGCGUUUCGUGUUCACGAAGUUACUCGUCCAACUCCAAGAAGGCAAGCAUUUUGGCCAGACUUCAGGUAACGGGUAAGCCUCCAACAAAGAAAGCGAAAGUUCUCCAGAAACAGCCUUUAGUUGCUAAACUAGCCGCUUAUGCGCAGUAUCAAGCUACCUUGCAAAAUCAAGCGAAGACGAAAGCAGCAGUCUCUGUGGAAGGUUUCAGCUGGGGAAACUACAUCAAUAGCAACAGCUUUCUAGCAGCCCCAGUCACCUGUUUUAAACACGCGCCUAUGGGGACCUGCUGGGGCGAUAUCUCCGAGAACGUGCGAGUAGAGGUCCCCAAUACGGACUGCAGCCUGCCCACCAAGGUCUUCUGGAUCGCGGGGAUUCUCAAACUAGCAGGUUACAAUGCCCUCUUAAGAUAUGAAGGAUUUGAAAAUGACUCUGGUCUGGACUUCUGGUGCAAUAUAUGUGGCUCCGAUAUCCAUCCGGUCGGGUGGUGUGCAGCCAGCGGAAAGCCCCUCGUCCCUCCCAGAACUAUUCAACAUAAAUAUACAAACUGGAAAGCUUUUCUAGUAAAAAGACUUACUGGUGCCAAAACACUUCCUCCUGACUUCUCACAAAAGGUUUCAGAGAGUAUGCAGUAUCCUUUCAAACCUUGCAUGAGAGUAGAAGUGGUUGACAAGAGACAUCUGUGUCGAACACGAGUGGCGGUGGUGGAAAGUGUCAUCGGAGGAAGAUUGAGACUGGUAUACGAAGAGAGUGAAGACAGGACGGACGACUUCUGGUGCCAUAUGCAUAGCCCCUUAAUCCACCACAUUGGUUGGUCUCGAAGCAUAGGCCAUCGAUUCAAACGAUCUGAUAUUACAAAGAAACAGGAUGGACAUUUUGAUACACCACCACAUUUAUUUGCUAAGGUAAAAGAAGUAGACCAGAGUGGAGAGUGGUUCAAGGAAGGAAUGAAAUUGGAGGCAAUAGACCCAUUAAAUCUUUCUACAAUAUGUGUUGCAACUAUUAGAAAGGUGCUGGCUGACGGAUACCUGAUGAUUGGAAUUGAUGGCUCAGAAGCAGCAGAUGGAUCUGACUGGUUCUGUUAUCACGCAACCUCCCCUUCUAUUUUCCCUGUUGGUUUCUGUGAAAUUAACAUGAUUGAACUUACUCCACCCAGAGGUUACACUAAACUUCCUUUUAAAUGGUUUGACUACCUCAGGGAAACUGGCUCCAUUGCAGCACCAGUAAAACUGUUUAACAAGGAUGUUCCCAAUCACGGAUUCCGUGUGGGAAUGAAAUUAGAAGCAGUAGAUCUCAUGGAGCCACGUUUAAUCUGUGUAGCCACAGUAACGCGAAUCAUCCAUCGCCUCUUGAGGAUACAUUUUGAUGGAUGGGAAGAAGAGUAUGACCAGUGGGUAGACUGCGAGUCCCCUGACCUCUAUCCUGUCGGUUGGUGUCAGUUGACUGGAUACCAGCUGCAGCCUCCAGCCUCACAGUCAACAAGAGAGAGCCAGUCAGCAUCAUCAAAACAGAAGAAGAAGGCCAAGUCCCAGCAAUACAAAGGACAUAAGAAAAAGAGGAAGAUGCCAGUUGGGAAGAAGCCUGUCAGUUUGUCAAGCCUGCCCAUGCCAGGUGGGGUGCGGAGGAGCUUCUCUGGUGACGAAGAGUUGACUCCUCCUCCAUACCGAGCCCUGCCGGCACAGACAGCCCCAGAGGCCUUCCGGCCUCCCAGCACUAGCCGAGAGUUCAGGCCCAGCCUCCGAACAGUGACCACACUGCAGCUGAAGGAGGAGCUGCUGGACGGCGAGGACUACAGCUUCCUACAAGGAGCUUCUGAUCAGGAAAGCAACGGCGCUGCCAACUUCUACAUCAAGCAAGAGCCCUGAGCAGGCUCCGAACCUGAGGGUGGGAGGGGAGCAUUUUACACAGAACUGAUUUAUAAUUGACCCAGCUGUACAGCAGGCUAUUCUCCUGGACAUUUUGCUAAACAUAGAAAAUUUCAGUUCCAGAUUUUUCAGGUGGGUGGGGAAACUAUUUUAGUCGGGGGGAAAAUUUUUCAAUUUAUAAAGAUGGACAAUUUUUGUGUUGUAUUUGAAGCUUUUGAAAGAAUUUUGUAAUAUUUUCCAAGUUUGGACUUAUGUGCAUUGUUAAUGAGAACUGAACUUCUAACUUUUUUGGUAAGACUAAAGUUUAGGUAGCAGGAUUGAAGGAAAUGACUUAAGAAGGAUAUAAUUGUAAAUGCAAAUGAACUGUUCUAAACAUGAACCUUUGGUACCUGUUGGGAGACUUGGAUUUUAGAAGUUAGGCCAGUCACUUCUCCAGCUUCCUCUGCCGCAGAAAUAUGCAACUGAGGCCCUCCAGGAGGGCGCAGCUCACAGACGCGGAGGGGCGUCGCGCUGCUCCUUGGCGUUUUAUUGCAGCCCAUUUUAAAUAUUUGUACAGAAAGGUUUUUCAUUCUGGGAAAAUUUUAUUUAGAGUUCUAUAUGAAACUGGAAGAACUCUGGAUACUUUUGUAUGUUCUCUUUUAAGUCAAAAACGAUCAAAAUGAUCCGAACACUAAAGUGUUAAAACUGGAAUGGUUGGCAGAUACACAGGAUCUCGGUCUCCACGUCGCGGGGCUGGGAAAAUGCAAUAUUGUCCUGAGUUUAUAUUCCUUACUUUAAAAAAAAAA